CCUCUCUCAGAUGUUUCUGACAUCUCACACCCGUCUGAGGACUCUACGAGCCGUGUCCGACUCAUAUAUAAAAACAGACUCUGCUCUUUGGAUUUUCUCCGCUCGAUCUACACAAGGCUUCUGCUUCUGCUUCUACAGAUUUUCUCUCGUGCGGAUCGAGAUUUUUAGCUGUUGACAUGGCAUCGGCAGCUACACCGACGGGAUGGUUGAGAGGAAGAGUUAAAGCUGUUCCUUCAGGGGAUUGCCUUGUGAUAAUGGGCAGUACAAAGGCUGACAUCCCGCCUGAGAAGACUAUCACCCUGUCCUCUCUUAUUGCUCCUAGAUUGGCCCGUAGAGGUGGCAUAGAUGAACCAUUUGCCUGGGAUAGCAGGGAGUACUUAAGGAAACUCUGUAUUGGAAAGGAGGUUACCUUUAAAGUAGAUUACACAGUACCAUCCAUAGGGCGAGAAUUUGGUUCUGUUUUUCUUGGUGAUAAAAAUGUUGCCGUGCUCGUUGUUUCUGAAGGCUGGGCAAAGGUUAGGGAGCAGGGCCAACAGAAAGGAGAAGCUAGCCCUUUCUUGGUGGAAUUGCAGCGUCUUGAAGAUCAAGCAAAGCAACAAGGUUUAGGCCGUUGGAACAAGGCACCUGGCUCUUCAGAGUCAGCCAUCAGGAAUCUACCUCCUUCUGCCAUUGGGGAUCCUAGUAACUUAGAUGCAAUGGGCCUGUUAGCUGCCAACAAGAGUCGGCCUAUGGAAGGCAUUGUUGAACAGGUUCGAGAUGGUAGUACUGUUCGAGUCUAUUUGCUUCCGGACUUUCAAUUUGUCCAAGUAUUUGUUGCUGGUAUCCAGGCCCCAUCUAUGGGAAGAAGGGCUGUGGUAGAAACAGUUGCAGAGCCUGAAAUAACUUCUGAAGACACCAAUGGAGAAGUUUCUAGUGAAACUCGACCGCCUCUGACAUCUGCACAGAGACUUGCGGCCUCCACUGUGUCUUCUACUGAAAUAUCACCGGAUCCAUUUGGAAGAGAAGCUAAACACUUCACGGAGAUUCGUGUUCUGAACAGAGAUGUUCGGAUUGUGCUAGAGGGUGUAGACAAAUUCAGCAAUCUGAUUGGUUCAGUAUAUUAUGCUGACGGUGAUUCAUUGAAGGACCUGGCAUUGGAGCUAGUAGAAAACGGGUUGGCCAAAUAUGUAGAAUGGAGUGCAAAUAUGAUGGAGGACGAAGCCAAGCGGAAGUUGAAGGCUGCUGAGCUUCAAGUGAAGAAGGAUCGCUUGAGAAUUUGGACAAAUUAUGUUCCCCCAGCAACAAAUUCAAAGGCAAUCCAUGACCAAAACUUCACAGGAAAGGUAGUGGAGGUUGUUAGUGGGGACUGCAUUAUUGUGGCCGAUGAUGCCAUCCCUUUCGGCAGUCCUCUAGCUGAGAGGCGAGUGAAUCUCUCAAGCAUCAGGUCACCCAAAAUAGGCAAUCCUCGCAGAGAUGAAAAACCGGCUCCCUAUGCUCGUGAAGCCAAGGAGUUCUUGCGCACACGUCUUAUUGGCCGCCAAGUAAAUGUAUCAAUGGAAUAUUCUAGAAAGGUUGGCAUGGCUGAUGGGCCCAGUCCAGUACCUGCAGCUGGCUCCUCAGACUCUAGGGUCAUGGAUUUUGGAUCAGUCUUCUUUGUUUCUCCAUCUAAGGUUGAGGGUGAUGACACAGCAACAGUUCCAACUUCUGAAGGCAGCCAACCAGCAGGAGUAAAUGUUGCUGAGCUCGUUGUUGCACGUGGAUUUGGCACAGUUAUCCGGCACCGAGAUUUUGAGGAGAGGUCAAAUUAUUAUGAUGCUUUGCUGGCUGCUGAAUCUCGUGCUAUCAAUGGAAAGAAAGGGAUCCAUUCUGCCAAGGAUCCUCCAGUGAUGCACAUAACAGACCUGCUAACGGCAUCUGCAAAGAAGGCCAAAGAUUUCUUGCCUUUCUUGCAAAGGAGUAGAAGACUACCUGCUAUUGUGGACUAUGUCCUGAGUGGUCAUAGGUUCAAAUUGCUGAUUCCCAAGGAAACUUGCACUAUCGCCUUUUCUUUCUCUGGCGUUAGAUGCCCAGGUCGUGAUGAGCCUUUCUCAGACGAAGCAAUUGCUUUCAUGAGAAGGAAGAUACUGCAGAGGGACGUAGAGAUAGAAGUAGAAACAGUUGACAGGACUGGAACUUUCUUGGGAUCCUUGUGGGAAUCAAGGACCAACAUGGCUGUGACUCUGCUAGAAGCUGGGCUAGCAAAGCUUCAAACUUCUUUUGGCACCGAUAGGAUCCCAGAUGCUCACCUCCUUGCACAGGCCGAGCAGUCUGCUAAAAAACAGAGACUGAAAAUUUGGGAGAACUAUGUUGAAGGACAGGAAGUUGCAAAUGGUUCAUCUGUUGUCGAAAGCAAACAGAAGGAAGUACUUCAGGUGGUGGUAACUGAAGUACUUGGAGGUGGCAAGUUCUACAUCCAAACAGUCGGUGACCAGAAAGUGGCUGCUAUUCAAAAGCAGCUAGCUUCGUUGAGCCUUCAAGAAGCCCCUGUUAUUGGUGCUUUUAAUCCUAAGAAGGGUGAUAUUGUCCUUGCGCAGUUCAGUGCAGAUAAUUCUUGGAACAGAGCCAUGAUUGUCAAUGCGUCACGUGGACCUGUUGAAUCUUCAAAGGACCAGUUUGAAGUCUUCUACAUUGAUUAUGGGAAUCAAGAAUCAAUUCCUUACAGUCGAUUACGGCCUCUUGAUCCUUCCGUUUCCUCUGCCCCGGGCCUUGCUCAACUAUGUAGCCUUGCAUAUAUAAAGGUCCCUAAUCUGGAGGAGGAUUUCGGCCAGGAAGCAGCAGAGUAUCUGAGUGAGUGCACCAUGAACAGUUCGAGAGAGUUCAGGGCUAUGGUUGAAGAAAGGGAUACUUCUGGUGGAAAAGUGAGAGGACAGGGCACUGGUGCGAUUCUUAUUGUUACUCUGGUUGACAUAGAGGCUGGUUCCAGUAUCAACGCUGCCAUGCUACAGGAAGGACUUGCUAGAUUAGAAAGAAGGAAGAGGUGGGACACUAAGGAAAGGCAGUCAGCCCUUGAUAACUUGGAAGAACACCAAGCAAAGGCGAAGCGUGAGAGGCUAAAGAUGUGGCAGUAUGGAGAUAUCCAAUCUGACGAAGAGGACUCGGCUCCGCCUGCAAGGAAAGCCGGUGGUCGCCGAUAAAUGCAAAUCUGGUAUUGUAGGUUAGUUUAAGUUAUAAUUUAAGAUAAUUUUAUACUUGAUAGAGAAACUGAGGCUGUCAAAAAAAAUGUGGGGAGAGUUAAUUUUUAUUUACUUCUUUUUUCGCUUUCUUCAUUUUUUUCCCUUUCUUUUUGUGAAAAAACGUAUAAGGAACAUUUGUUGUUACUUAUCUCAAUAAGGGAAUCCUGACAGUCUGCCUCUCUCCACUCAGAGACUGUAGAGGCCCUUAACAUGCGGUGGUUUUCUUAA
Molecule: messenger RNA, 3419 nt
Organism: Magnolia sinica
Lineage: Eukaryota; Viridiplantae; Streptophyta; Magnoliopsida; Magnoliales; Magnoliaceae
Product: ribonuclease TUDOR 1-like
Exons: 17
Coding region: 177-3152 (991 amino acids)
Biological process (GO): regulatory ncRNA-mediated gene silencing; mRNA catabolic process
Cellular component (GO): cytosol; nucleus; RISC complex
Molecular function (GO): nuclease activity; RNA binding
Source: RefSeq, a predicted model, not a curated record